AUGGAUGAAGAACAUGAUAAAUCUAGAAAUAAAAUUAUAGAAGCUUUGGGACAAAUACAAAGUUAUGACAUAAAUCAAAACUCAUAUGAUUCUGAUAGCACUUAUUUUAGUGUUGUUGAUAAUGAUCAAGUAUGUUCACCCAUAUUAGAAGACUUAUUAACAGAAUUAAAUAUAAUAAAUCUAGGAAAACAAUUAGGAGUAGAUAAAAAUGAUUCAUUAGAUACAAUUUGUUCUUAUUGUAAACAAAUUUAUGAAGUACCAAAUAUAUUGAUGAAUCCUCGAGAUAAUACAAUCAUAGGUCCAUUGGAAAAAUGCAAGGAAGAUUUAAGUUUCGUUCAAGCAAUAGUUUGGUUGAAAUCAAUUGUAAAAAGGAUGCAUGAAAUUCCUUUAGAAGAAUAUAAUUUGAUAUCUAAUAUGUUUAAACAAAUUUCUAAACGUAACGUCAAAUCUCGUUCACGUAUAAAUGAUUUUCCUAAAUUGCAACGAAAUUGUAAGAAGAAAAUAAUAAUGUCUAACUGUUCUAAUAUCUCAACUAAAGAAUUAAAUAAUACAGUCUCGUUAUAUUAUUCCAAAUCUUGGAAAUGUCUGUACGAUUGUAAUGAACAAAAUUCAAGUCAAGAAUUAUAUAAAGAACAAGAAAAUUGUACAAAUAUAAAUGAUACGACAAAUCUGUCAGAUCCCUUAACACCUCUUAGAUGGAAUAAUUUUUGCACAAUGGAUAUAAAUAAAUCUCAAAAUUGGAUUAUUCCCGAAUCAGAUGAAGAAUUAACAAUAAAUUCGGAAAAUGUUGAUGAUACGUAUUAUCAAGAAAAUGUCAUAACACCGGAUUUAUUUACUAUAGAAAAUGUCAUAACACCGGAUUUAUUUAAUUCAGAAAAUGUCAUAACACCGGAUUUAUUUACUUUAGAAAAUGAUUCUUUAAAUAACGAUGAAAGUAAUAUUUCCGAUAAACAAGAAGACAGUGCAUAUGACACUUUAAAUAUCAAUCAACAAGAUUCCAUGAAUUUUGUCAACAAUAUCGACGAACGAAUAAAUAAUAAAUAUUUACAGAAAAAACGACAAAUAGAAAUAAUCGAUAUACCGAGAAAAAGAUUAAAGAAGAAUAUAAAACAAUGUAUUUCAACAGGAUGGAUCAAUUUUACUCUUAAAUCAUUGGAAACGAAUGAUGUUGUCGUUAAAUCAAUAGAAAUGAUUUUAAGAGUUUUCAAAAAUGAAACUAUAGUUAAUGAUUAUUUGAAAAGAAAAUGUUGGAUUGAUACGUUAGAAAAAGAAGCGUUAGAUGCAAUAUUACAAUUUGCAAAUAUUUUUCAAUUAGAAAUGAAAUCUGAUGUAUGCAGUCAAAUAAUUGUACAGGCAAUACAAGAUGUAUUGAAAGAAAUUUGUCAAAAGACAAAUUUCAAUAAGAAUAUUAUUAAUAAAAUACAUCUUAUUUUAUAUGCUUUAAGUAUUUGUUUGCGAAAAUAUAAAAUGAUAAUUCUUAGUAAUAAAAAUGAUACUGAACGUAAUAUCAUAAUACCAGUAACAAAACUUUGGCGAAAACAAUGGAACAUAGAUCAUGUUUCUAAUGAAAAUAAUACAAAAGCACAGAUGUCUAUUGAAAAAUGGAUAAAUAGUUUAGAAUUAUUUACGAGAAAUCAUAUAUAUGAUAUUCCAUUGUUAGCUGAAAAAACACGCCAAUUACAUCUUAUGUUGAUUACAUAA
Polistes dominula (European paper wasp) is the source of this 1701-nucleotide messenger RNA. RefSeq lists its product as uncharacterized. The record is from RefSeq and is a predicted model, not a curated record. Gene Ontology annotation, biological process: dephosphorylation. Gene Ontology annotation, molecular function: phosphatase activity. Lineage: Eukaryota; Metazoa; Arthropoda; Insecta; Hymenoptera; Vespidae.